Messenger RNA from Labeo rohita (rohu), 4483 nucleotides. RefSeq names its product SEC63 homolog, protein translocation regulator (gene sec63). NCBI's taxonomy places the organism in Eukaryota, Metazoa, Chordata, Actinopteri, Cypriniformes, Cyprinidae. The record is from RefSeq and is a predicted model, not a curated record. The coding region runs from base 95 to 2356 and encodes 753 amino acids. The transcript has 20 exons. Gene Ontology annotation, biological process: SRP-dependent cotranslational protein targeting to membrane; post-translational protein targeting to endoplasmic reticulum membrane. Gene Ontology annotation, cellular component: Sec62/Sec63 complex. Gene Ontology annotation, molecular function: RNA binding; transmembrane protein transporter activity.
CUUCCCUCUCUUGCAUAUGUGACUAGUCCUACAGAGGAGCGACUGCUAGGGCGGCAAGGCGGCAGAAAAAUUCGGGGUUUAGAGCCGCUGCGAAAUGGCUGGACAGCAGUUUCAGUACGACGACAGUGGCAACACUUUUUUCUAUUUCCUCACGUCUUUUGUGGGUCUAAUAGUCAUCCCAGCCACCUAUUACCUCUGGCCCCGGGAUCAGAACGCGGAGCAAUUGAGGUUGAAGAGUUUACGACGAGUUCAUGGAAGAUGUCUGUGGUAUCGCCUUCGGCUUAUGAAAUCACAGCAGAGCGUUGUUCCAACACUUAAAAAAGCAGCCCUGUUGUUUGGGUGGGCAGUAUUUCUUUUCCUGGCCUAUAAGGUGUCUAAAUUAGAUCGAGAGUACCAGGAGUAUAACCCCUAUGAGGUCCUCAACUUGGAAGCAGGAGCAUCUGUUGCAGAGAUUAAGAAACAGUACAGAGUGCUGUCUCUGAAAUACCAUCCUGAUAAAGGUGGAGAUGAGGCCAUGUUCAUGAAGCUUGCUAAAGCUUACUCAGCUUUAACUAAUGAGGAAUCACGGAAAAACUGGGAGACGUAUGGCAACCCUGAUGGCCCAAGAGUGACGAGUUUUGGAAUCGCUCUUCCUGCAUGGAUUGUUGACCAGAAAAAUUCAAUGCUGGUGCUGCUGGUCUAUGGGUUGGCUUUUAUGGUUAUCCUUCCUGUGGUUGUGGGCACAUGGUGGUACCGCUCCAUCCGCUACAGUGGAGAUCAAAUCCUCAUCAACACAACACAGCUCUUCAUGCACUUUAUGUACAAAACGCCUACAAUGAACAUGAAACGAUUGGGGAUGGUGUUGACGGCAGCGUUUGAAUUUGAUCCUCGCAGUAACAAAGAGGCCAUUAUAAGACCAACAGACAACAUAGAAGUUCCCCAGUUGAUUCGGGAGCUGGGGAACAUUAAUGUGAAAAAGAAGGAGCCUCCGUUUUGCUAUCCCUACAGCCUGAAGGCUCGAGUCUUAUUACUUACACACCUUUCCAGGAUGGAUGUUUCUGAGAACAUAGAGGAGGAUCAAAGGUUUGUGGUGAAGAAGUGCCCUGCUUUACUACAGGAAAUGAUCAAUGUUGGCUGUCAGCUUACUAUGAUGGCAACCAGUAGAGGAGGGCUUCGGGCUCCUAGGCUGACGUCUAUAGAGAACUGCAUGAAGUUGUCUCAGAUGGUGGUUCAAGGAUUGCAGGAGGCAAAGUCUCCUCUGCUGCAGCUGCCCCAUUUUGAAGAGGAGCACCUCCGAUACUGUAUCUCUAAGAAGUAUAAGGUACGGACAUUGCAGGAUCUGGUCAGUCUGAAGGACUCUGACAGGAGAAACAUCCUGAGGUUUCUGGGGGAGGAGAAGUAUGAUGAGGUCAUGGCGGUCCUCGGGAACUUCCCCUAUAUCAACAUGGAAACCAAACUUCAAGUGUUGGAUGAUGAAGACAGCAAUAACAUCACAGCAGGAUCCAUUGUCACAGUUACGGUCACCUUGACAAGAAAGAGAAUGUCUGAGAUGUUUGAGAAAGAGGAAGAAGCACCGCUGCCUACUGAGGAAACUAAUGCAGAGGAGCAAGGUGAUGCCAAAAACAAAACAAAAGUAUGGCAAAAUAAGAAUAAAGGAUCUAAAAAAGCUGCCAAGUCUAAAAAGAAGAAACUCACUAAGAAGAAACCAGUCACCCAACAGCAAGCAAAAGGAGACAAGGCCAAACAAGCCAACGGCAAUGUGGCAGGAAAUGACGUUGUUGCUGCAUCAAAAGCGGAAGAGGAAGAUCUCUCUGAUAAAGGCAGUGAAUCAGACGAGGCAGAGGGAAACAAGGACUCUCCCAGCGAGAGAGAUGAGGAGAGUGACAAGCAGAGUGACACUGAGGUUGAUGAGAUUGCCGGAGAUGAUGAGGAGGAAUGGGAGGCACUACAACAGAGCAUUCAGCGCCGUGAACGGGCGCUAUUAGAGACCAAGUCUAAGGUCACACAUCCUGUCUACAGCUUGUACUUCCCUGAGGAGAAGCAGGAGUGGUGGUGGUUGUACAUCGCAGAUAGGAAGGAACAGACACUGGUGUCAAUGCCCAACCACGUGUGCACACUCAAAGACACAGAGGAGGUUGAACUGAAAUUCCCCGCUCCAUCCAAAACCGGAAACUAUCAAUACUCUGUGAUUCUCAGAUCAGAUUCAUUCAUGGGAUUAGAUCAGGUCAAGCCACUCAAGUUGGAGGUUCAUGAGGCAAAGGCCAUGAUGGAUAACCACCCUCAGUGGGAUAUCCCAGAAACCGAGGAAGAGGAGGAUGACCAGGAGGACAGUGAUGGCAUUGAAGAAUCUGAGGAAGACGAAGAAGACAACGACUAAACCAGUCAUUUCAUGCAAACUUGAGCACAGCUCAUACACCCAUGUGCCCACUCAUGCAUACACACACACAAAAACACACACACGCGCGCUCCUACACACCCGCAUAGCCUCAGACCAUUGCCGUCUUGUGGGCUGUCACACACCGGAGGCAGACAGGAGACAAGGACGUUGCCACCCCAUGUUCCUGUUUAAAACACUCAUGAUUCACAAAUCUGUCCUUUUAUUUCGCCAAUCAAAAUAAGACUUAAGGAACUGUUGGUUAUCUUUCCCUGCGUUCAUCCAGUCGUUAUCGGUGGGCUGUCAGAGUCGUUUUAUUGUGGGCUCCAGCUGUGUUUUCAGAUUCCUCUCCACGAAAAAGAUGUCUGACCAAGCAAUGCGUCGGAAAAAUAAAAAGCAGAGUACCGCUGAAAAAUCACACACCUCAUGACUGUCAUUUUUCAAUGUCACUGUUUAUGCUUCAAGGGUGUUUUCUACCUUAUCAUUUUGUAGUUUUAUGUAGUUUAUUAGAUAUCAAAUUUACCAGGUGUUCCCACUUUUUACGAGGCUGUGUGAUGUGUAAUCUGGAGCGAGCAUGAACCACAAGGACGUGGAUGAGCGUUUUGAGCUUGAGCAGGAAUUAUGGGGUGAAGGAGGCUGUGGGUUGCGUCUCAAUUUGUCUCCAUGGUCAUGAAGUGUGGAAGUCCAAUACAUUUAUAAAUCUCACCUCUCGUAACUUCUUCCAGCUUCUCGUCACCAAGCGCAGGUUGUCUCAGCCUCAUGAAAAAAUGACUGCAGACAUUCCGUGGCCAGGUCUAUGGUUUAGUCCUGAUUUAACUCCUAAUGCUUCAUCUAGAAUUGCUGUCCUGCUGUUCCACAAAUAAGCAGGUCAAUAUCAGACUGAUUUCUUAGCACUGUUAUAUUUCAAGUUUGAUUUAUUCAUCCCACUGAAUUUUAAAACCGUAAACUGGAAAUUUCCCACCGUUGGUGACUACAGUUGUUACAAGGAGGCUAUGUUUAUAGCCUAAACAUACACAAGCGCAAGCCUUUUCCCAUCAGUUCCACUAAUCAGUUGGCCAUAGUGCAGCAAAAUACAGUUGGGUGUCUUUUUGAACCUAAAAAUUAUCAAAUGACUUGAGGACAAUGUUUGUAUGUGAUUUUCUUUUUUUUUUUUUUUGGUAUUUAUAUAUAAUUUUGUCUUACAUUCCACUCUCAUCAAAUAUCGCCGCCUUAUUCAAUGUACAAAUUUUUUUUUUUGUUUUGUUUUGCAAAUGGUUUGAUACAAAAACAUCAAUUUGAGUGCUGGGAAUAAUUGAGGGUCAGUUUUCCUAAUGUUGGUUUUAUGCAUGGGAAGGAUGGCAACAAGGCUCAAAAUUAAGAUUUGGGUUUUUUUUUUUGUGGAUCUGAUUAUUUUCGUCCCAUUAAAUGUUAUUUUGCACCAGUGGAAGGUCUGACGGCGUAUUGGAAGUGCUGAUUUAGUGGUUGUGAAAAUUUUAGUCUGGUCUGUUUGUUUGUCAAUUUAGUGGUGGGAGAGGUUAAGCUGACUGAUAUGAAAUUAUUUGAAAUGUAGAAAUGCAUAUGAAAUGUAAUCUGCAUUUAUAGUUAAUUUUCUUCUUUUUCUUUUUUUUUUUUUUUUUUUUUAAAUCUUUGACAGGAAAUUUGAUUUUCUUGUUUGUGCCCAAUAGCUAAUGUAUGUAUUUUAUAGGUACAUUUGGAAAAGCUCAAAUGUCGUUAGAAAAUCUGAAAAUCGUAUAUUUUGUUUCCCCUUGUGUUCAUUAGCAUAAUUUGAACGCAAUCUUUACUGACAGAGGGAGAGUGUCAUAUUCUGGCUGCAUGUAACAGAUUCACAUCCAAUUUUAUAAAAUUAUACAAGUUUUACAGAUAAAUAGACAUUUUAGUAUUAUAGUUCCAAAAAAAAAAGAUUGUAGCCUCAUAAUUCAUGCUGUGUACAGAAAGCUGUGACUGAAGUGCACAGAUUAUGAGAAGUCAUGUCUCUAGUACACACAGAGAGAAACUCACCGGCCAGAAAAAGGGGUGAAUUGCCUAGUAAACAGUAUCUGCCACUUUUGUUUACAAGAAACUGUCAUUGUAAAUGGAAAAUAUAUAUUAUUUGUAUUUAAAUAAUUUCAAAUAAAAUAACUUUUUAAAAGA